Molecule: messenger RNA, 1070 nt
Organism: Hipposideros armiger (great roundleaf bat)
Lineage: Eukaryota; Metazoa; Chordata; Mammalia; Chiroptera; Hipposideridae
Gene: CCER2
Product: coiled-coil glutamate rich protein 2
Exons: 5
Coding region: 24-815 (263 amino acids)
Source: RefSeq, a predicted model, not a curated record
GACCUUGGUCCGGACGUGCCAUCAUGCAGCGCCGCAGGCCCGCCUCCGUACUGCUGUUGCUGCCGCUGGCACUGUUGCUGGGGUCGGCCACUGCAGCUCCCUUGGCGCAGAGGCCCUCCAAGAAAGAGCUGACCCGCUGUCUGGAAGAGGUGGUCACAGAAGUGCUGACGCUGGGCCGGGCCCAGCGAGGCCCCUGCACAGCUCUCCUCCACAAAGAGAUGUGUGAGACAGAGCCCUACGGCUGUGUGUCCACUGAGGAGAAAGGUCUGCUGGUUGGGGAUUUCAAGAAGCGAGGGGCUGGGAAGAUGAGGUCCAGCCAGGAGGUGAGGGACGAAGAAGAGGAGGAGGCAGAGGAGAAGACCCACAAGUCUGAGGUGCGGGAACAGGCCAUCCACAGCCGGCUCCACCAGGAGGAGGACCACGAGGAGGAGGAGGAAAAGAAGAAGAGGGGGCCCAUGGAGACCUUCGAGGGCUUGUGGAAGCAGCAUCUAGAGGGCGAAGGGAGUCCCCAGAAGCGGGUGGCAGAGCAGGCCAGUGACGAGGAGACAGCCCAGUUCGAGGCUGAGGAGAAGGGCGUGCAGGUGCUGGGCGGGGGCCGCAGCCUGUGGCAGGGGGCCGAGAGCAGGGCAAGAGAGAGGCAGGAGGACUCGCUGCACCACCACCACCUCCACCAGCCAGCAACUGAGCCCAAGCAGGAGGAGAAGGAAGAGACUUCGGACAGGGAGGAGCAGGAUAUGGAGCAGCUGGAGCACAUGAGAGAAGAGCUGAAGAAGGCGACAGAGAUGCUGGGGGAGGAGCUCAGGAGGGAGGGCUGACUCCUGACUCCUCCUCCUUUCCAACCCACUCUAUGGCUUAGGACUGUUGACUCCCAAAGCCUCCACCCCACCUGGCACCCCACUCCGCUCCCCAGCCUGCAGGAGUAGGGAGACGGGUGUGCCUUGGAAGCAGGCCUGAGGGGCCAAGUCUGCGCUGGGUAGGAGGGCUGGGCUCAGACUGACUCAGGAAGUACCCCACACCACCCACGUAAUCCACUCCAACCCUUCCGAGUGAAUAAAGCACAAAGAAAACCA